Molecule: messenger RNA, 453 nt
Organism: Salvia splendens (bonfire salvia)
Lineage: Eukaryota; Viridiplantae; Streptophyta; Magnoliopsida; Lamiales; Lamiaceae
Product: peptidyl-prolyl cis-trans isomerase FKBP19, chloroplastic
Exons: 6
Coding region: 1-453 (150 amino acids)
Cellular component (GO): thylakoid; chloroplast
Molecular function (GO): peptidyl-prolyl cis-trans isomerase activity
Source: RefSeq, a predicted model, not a curated record
AUGUCUUCGAUUGGAUUAUUGGCUGCGUCGGCUUUCGGUUCUCACAGUGAUGAAGCUUCCAUCGCAUCUGAAUUCGCUGACAUGCCAGCGUUGCGUGGAAAGGAUUAUGGCAAGACAAAGAUGAGGUAUCCUGACUACGAAGAAACAAACUCGGGUCUCCAGUAUAAGGACUUGAGAAAAGGUACUGGGCCCAAUCCAAAGAUAGGAGAAAUCGUCGUGGUCAUCCCGGCGUUUGAGGAAGCUGUAUCAGGCAUGGCUCUAGGGGGCAUACGAAGGAUCGUUGUCCCCCCUGAACUAGGAUACCCUGAGAAUGACUUCAACAAGAAAGGUCCGAGGCCAACGACAUUCUCGGGUCAAAGGGCGCUGGAUUUUGUGCUGAGGAACCAAGGAUUGAUCGAUAAAACUCUCCUCUUUGAUAUCGAACUCCUCAAAAUCAUCCCCAAUAGAAGCUAA